UGGGUUUUAUUUUUUUUAAUCAAACUGGUAUUUAGAGAACUGCCCAGUCAUUUCCUGUGGUUCUGCCUUAAAGUAGUUAGUGGGACACCCCUUUCCAGCGAGUAACGAGCGGCCAGUGAGGGAUCCAGAAUUUAUGGUCGAGGAUAUUUAGAAGAUCAGUAUCACUUGAGCGGCCAACGAGGAUAAACGGGACACUUCAGACAGCAUCAGCUCAAUCACAGCGAUGGGGAAGGAAUAUGAAAAUAUGGAAAAUCCUAUUAAAGUGAUUUCUCUGUUCUUCUUCUGCAUGACGUUUCUCCUCGGAGUUCCAGGGAAUGUCUUUGUUGUGCACAUUGCUGGAAUGAAGAUGAAGAGGACCGUUAAUACGAUUUGGUUUCUCAAUCUGGCGAUUGCAGAUCUCCUGUGCUGCUUUUCCAUACCGUUCAGGGCGGCAGACGUUCUUCUAGACAAUCGCUGGCCAUUUGGAUCUGCCAUGUGCAAGAUUCUCCCCCUUUUAAUGUUUGUCAACAUGUUUGCCAGUGUCUUCAUCUUGUGCUUGAUUAGUCUGGAUCGGUUUACCCAGGUGAUCACACCAGUUUGGGCUAAAAAUCAUCGCAGUCUGUUGUUUGCACGACUGUCCUGUGUAGCGGCCUGGAUCCUGGCUAUAGUUCUCAGUGUGCCCUUUAUUAUAUUUAGAGAAACUCAAACAGUAAAUGAAACAAUGUACUGCCUACUUUUUAAUGAUAAUAACUCUGAAACAUUUGGCAUGUUAUGUAUCAUCAGGUUUGUGUUUGUUUUUUUGAUACCUCUCAUUUGCAUCACAACAUGUUAUGGAAUCAUUGUCCGAAAGUUAGGCAGGAGUCAUUUUCACACUGGACGAGCGUUUCGCAUCAUGACGGCUGUUAUUGUGGCAUUUUUUCUGUGCUGGCUGCCGUACCACAUUGUCAUUUUGACUCGAACAAAUGGUGUUAAAGGAAGUGGCAGUGUGGCUGAGAGACUUGUUCCAUUGGUCAUCUCUUUGGCGUAUUUCAACAGCUGUCUGAACCCGGUUCUGUAUGUUUUCAUGGGGCAGGAUUUUAAGGAGAAGUUUAAGCUUUCUCUAAGACGUGCUUUUGAAAGAGCUUUCUCUGAGGAUGGGACACAAAUACCACAAUCCACCGAAGCACAAUAAAUGCACUCAUUGUUGUUUGAAAAUAACACAUUUAUUCUUCUUUUCUGAUUAAUCCAUUUUAAAUAAGAAUAUUUUUUUAUUAUUUUACUAUUUUAAACAAUUUACACAAACUCUUUUACCAUAUAAUUUCUGUUCAAAAGUGAAACAUGAUGAAACUUGGCUUAGUCUAGCGCUUUUCAAUGUCUGGUCCACUCCUCUGCUUUUCAUUUUGGUGGAUUUUGGAAUUUGGUCAUUAAUGUGAAAAAUCAUUUUCAUAUAAUGUUUAUUAGUAGUGUUUUCACUGAUGAUGUUACAUGGUCUCUAUGGUGACGUUUUAAAAAUAUAUCAUUAAAAAUGGAGAUUCUGCCCAAAAUUCUUUCAUAUAAUGCAGAUGUUUGCAUAUAUUCAGUUUUUACUGUAUUAUCAUGUGAAAACGUGAAUGCACACAGGGUGAAUGAUGUA
Messenger RNA from Xyrauchen texanus (razorback sucker), 1591 nucleotides. Its product is annotated as C3a anaphylatoxin chemotactic receptor-like. Gene Ontology annotation, biological process: complement receptor mediated signaling pathway; positive regulation of cytosolic calcium ion concentration; inflammatory response. NCBI's taxonomy places the organism in Eukaryota, Metazoa, Chordata, Actinopteri, Cypriniformes, Catostomidae. The transcript has 3 exons. The record is from RefSeq and is a predicted model, not a curated record. Gene Ontology annotation, cellular component: plasma membrane. Gene Ontology annotation, molecular function: complement component C5a receptor activity; G protein-coupled receptor activity. The coding region runs from base 224 to 1150 and encodes 308 amino acids.